CAAAAUAACUUUUGGUAUAGUCUUCACUCACCGCUUUUUGAUCACCAUAGAUCGGCGCCGAAAUUGUGUCACAGAUCGCGCCUGAGGAAUUGAACGCCUACAUGGAAGUGGCCGCCCUCAGUGCCAAAAAUUCAGAAAAACCUCAUAUUGCCUAUGUGUGGGUUGAAAAUCUGCUGAGACAGGGCGACGUCCGUCGAGCCAAAGAGGAACUGAUAGUUCAAUUAUCUCAGGAUUCGUGCAAAAACGAUCCCCAGUUACUCAAACUUCAAGUCAUCUUUGCUUACGAAGAAUGGAAAGAAGCCGUAUCGAAACUCAAAUGUAGUCAAGAGGCCGAUUCAGCUGAAGAUGACUCUGACAUGGACUUGGAUGAAGAAGAUAGUGCCGUUGAAAAGCUCCGAGCCACCGCCUUGAAAUUGGUUCGCGAGAUUUAUCCGACCUUCAUGAGAGACCCCGAGAUUCUCAACAUAUACCUCGAACUGUUAACCGCCAAUCCAGAAAUGAGAUCCGAUGUAUUGGAGUUGCUUGAUGAAGCAGGGCACGAAUGUCUAACUUGUCCGGACCUGGAUCGCAUAAGCUUAUUGCUAAGCUACUGGCAGAUGACGAAACAGAACAAGAGUUUAUGGAUACAAUUAGCUGAGCGAUACUGUCGUAUGACGAUAACUGACCAUCCGAAGAAAUGUCUUAAAAAGCUCAUGAAACGUCUCUUUAGACGCCUGGAUCGGUAUAUCAAGAAACAGAAAACCGAGAAAGUUCUCACGACACUGGUAAUGAUAUGGGGACUGUUGCUGGAUCGUUUGGAGGCUAGAUUGUUCGAUCACUUCUUUUUAAAGAAUAUUCGACGGGCACUCAAUUACGUGUUCCGCCGGAGCGUGCAAACUCCGCCCUGGAAGCUCGAUGCUUUUACAUCCUUGAGCUCGGCUAUAGAUGAUCAUCGAAGUAUAGAAACACUAGUUCAAUCGCAGAAACUACAACUUCCCCGUGAUAUUACAAAGGAAAUGGUUCGUCGCGUUCGCAUCUCCUUUGAUCUUUUGCAAACAAAAGCCCGUGAACUCCAACAAGGCACCGUACCACCGCCUUUAGGUAUUAAGGAUUUUACUGCUGGUGAUCCUUGGAGCCAGUUCCUCGACCACAUUCCGGAGGCAAUACCCGAUCAACCCUCGAAAGCAGAUCCCAGUCAACCCACCAAUAUACAGCCAUCCACUAUUCCACCCUAUCCCUACCCCUAUGCUUAUCCCUACCCACAACCCCAACCCCACCCCUACCCAUACCCAUCAUACUCUUAUCCUGGUCAGUUCCCGUACUAUUGAUAUUUGGUCGACUCCUAUAUUAGUAACCCAGCCUCGUAUAGUAUGGACCCAUUGCAUGUAAAAAGAUAGCAUCACAAAUCACGGAUACAAACAAUCAUCCUCGUCACACACUCGCACGAAU
This is a messenger RNA of Radiomyces spectabilis, 1428 nucleotides long. RefSeq lists its product as uncharacterized. Lineage: Eukaryota; Fungi; Mucoromycota; Mucoromycetes; Mucorales; Radiomycetaceae. The transcript is spliced from 7 exons. The record is from RefSeq and is a predicted model, not a curated record. Bases 102 to 1307 code for a protein of 401 amino acids.